GAAAGCAAGAGCAGCUGGUAUCUGUUCCUUUUGACUCUGUCCUUCUUGGGUCUGCAGAUAGCAUGGUCUGUAGAGCUCUCAAAUGGCUCACCUUAUCUCCUAAGCCUCGGAGUCUCGAAGAGCCUGCUCGCCUUGGUGUGGAUUGCUGGACCUUUAUCAGGCACAUUGGUCCAACCGUACGUGGGCAUCAAAUCCGACAGAUGCAGGUCACGCUUCGGAAAGAGACGGCCGUUCGUGGUCGGGGGAGCUAUUGCUACCAUCAUUUCACUCAUGACUUUGGCAUGGACGCAAGAGAUCGUUGCAGGCUUUCUGUCGAUAUUUGGGGUCUCCAGAGAAAGCGAAGGGACCAAGACGACGGCAAUCAUACUGGCGGUGCUCAUGGUAUACAUACUGGAUUUCAGUAUCAAUGUCAUCCAGGCUGGUAUCAGAGCAUUUGCAGUUGACAAUGCUCCAGCUCAUCAACAGGACGCGGCGAAUGCCUGGGCAAGUCGAGUCACUGGAGUGGGAAACAUUAUAGGCUACCUCUUCGGAUACACCAAUCUGCCUAGAUAUCUCUGGUUUUUCGGCAAUACGCAAUUCAAAGUCCUGUGUGUCAUUGCGUCUCUAGGUCUCACCAGCACAGUCACGGUUUCCAGCCUUGCCAUCUCGGAACGCGAUCCUCGGUUAGAAGGAAAGCCUGCAGAGCAAGAAGGAGGCGUUCUCGCCUUCUUCAAGACUCUAGGACGUUCCAUGGCACGCUUACCAUACCAGAUCAAGGCUGUUUGCUAUGUGCAACUCGCUGCGUGGAUUGCAUGGUUUCCAUUCCUUUUCUACAUCACAACCUACGUGGGACAGCUUUACGUGGACCCAAUCUUUCGCGACAACCCAAACAUGACUGACAAGGAGAUUGAUGAAGCAUGGGAGCACGGCACUCGAGUGGGCACAUUUGCGCUUCUGGUGUAUGCAAUUGUGUCAUUCAUUGCAAGUGUGGUGUUGCCAUGGUUUGUGGCAAGCUCCUUCAAACCUCCAGAGCCAACGUCCAGGACACCAAUGGCCACAACUCCGAGAACUCCUCGGACGCCAGGGCCAGUAAAUGCGCACGAUGUUAGCUAUUUUGACCUGCGGCGCUCGAGCGUUGGUGCUGCGGCCGGUGCGGUCGACUUUGCUGAUGGCCAGUCUUUGAAGGCGUCGCAAAAGUCGAAUUGGCUUAGACGAAUCGGUGACUAUGGCGCUUGUCUUGAAAUGCCAUGGCUUACACUGAAACGAGCUUGGCUUCUGUCACACCUCAUGUUUGCGGCCCUUACCUGGCUCACCUUCGCCGCCAACAAUACGACCAUAGCCACGAUCCUUGUGGGGCUCAUCGGCAUUCCUUGGGCAAUGACGAUGUGGGCUCCUUUUGCACUGAUCGCUGCCGAAGUCAGCAAGCGGGACAACAUCCGUCGCGGCCUAAUCCGACCACCUCCUACAGUAGAAGGAGAGCUACUCGCAAGAGGCGAAGAUGGCAGUGAUGGUGCCGAUCAGGCUGGUGUCGUGCUCGGUAUUCACAACGUCGCUAUCGCAGCUCCUCAAGUCAUUGCCACGCUGAUAAGUUCGGUGAUUUUCAAGGCACUGCAGAAACCAAGAGGCACACCGGGCGACGACAGUGUUGCAUGGGUGCUGAGAUUUGGUGGUUGUCUUGCCCUCGUGGCGGCAUGGCUGACGCGGCGCGUC
Messenger RNA from Pseudocercospora fijiensis CIRAD86, 1689 nucleotides. RefSeq lists its product as uncharacterized. NCBI's taxonomy places the organism in Eukaryota, Fungi, Ascomycota, Dothideomycetes, Mycosphaerellales, Mycosphaerellaceae. The record is from RefSeq and is a predicted model, not a curated record. The annotation marks the transcript as partial. Gene Ontology annotation, molecular function: sucrose:proton symporter activity. Gene Ontology annotation, cellular component: membrane. The transcript is spliced from 2 exons.